AUGGAGCUAGUCAGCGAGUUCCUUGCUGCCCCUGCAGAUGCCGGUUGUCUGGUCAUGGAGUUUCCCACCUUGCCUCCCAAGCCGGUGGUGUUCGUGCCCUUGCUGAGGCGGGCCGGUGGCGUCCUAGCUGCCAUCCCCAUAGGUGCCGUGGACGAUACUCUGCUAGCCGCUGGUCUUGGCGGGGGCCCCGAGCUCCUAGUGGGCCCUUCUUGUCAGAUUUCCGCGGGCCUUGCCGAGGAGGACGAGGAAGGAGUUUUGCGUGCAACAGGGGAGUCCACUGCUGUCCUGGUUGUGGAUUUUUCGGAAGAGGUCGUGCAGCAUUUGUCUCGGUACGACCCUGAAUGGUUGGUCACCUUGACCGGCGAGAGAAUGGCUUUCUACUCGGCCGCCGAAGAGCCCGAUAUGGAUGCCCCCGAGCUGCGGGAGCCCGGUCCCAAGCGGAAGGCUUCAACCAAGCCCAAACGGCCCACGACCUCACAGCUGGCCGAACAGAUGGAGACAAUGCUGUCUAUGCUUCCGGCUUUAGCCCAGCAGGUCCAGGAGAUAAGUUCCCGACAAAAGGCUCUGGAGGUCAAGGCAUCCGCUCCCCCGUCCGCUCCCUCAGCACCGGGAGUUAUGCCUGCACAUCGCGCUUCGUUCCCCAUAGGCCCGAGCCCUGCCCUGCCGAAUCCUUUGGGUACCUUAAGAGGUUUAGUGGGGAACCCGCCGAAAGUCCGCGCCCCUGUGCCUCCCCCUCCGGUCCCUCUUGCUUCAGAGCAGGCCCUCCUCGACGAAGAGGUGGUGCAGGAUCCCGAGACCGGGGCACUCGUAGUGCCGACUUCAGCCAGCCCCUUCGAGGAUGCCAUGUUGAGACAGAGCCAGGUGUUGGGGACUCUUGUGUCGCAUCUGGUGGCACAGGCCGACUCAGGAGACUCUUCUUUGGGGCCCACCUCCGGGGCUCUUUUGGGGACCCGGGGAGCCACGAAGCGGGAGAAGUUGCAGGAGCAGCUUGCGGCCAGGACUGGGGGCUUCUUCCUUCAGGUGAGCCAGCAGGCCUUGAGACGUUUAUCCCCUUCCGAACCGGCUCCCCUUUCGAGGGAAGAUCUUUUGACCCGCCGCCCGCUCUUUACUGCUUAUGCCGAAAGGUUUGGAGGCUUUGGUCACCAGAGGUCCUUGGGGAUAGUCUUUUGGCUUCUGUCAAACAUAGCCGACACCCUGGCUGCUGGCGAUGUUCUGGGGGCCGAGGAGCUGGUGGCACUCAGCCUGGUUGCGGUAGAGCAGGCUGCUCAAGAUGGAGGGGCCUGGGACAUAGGGUACCUGCUAUGCCUCCUGGAGGCUUGGGCCACUACCACUCUGAGUUACGUCCGGGAGAUCGAUCUGAUUCAAAGCCGGCGAGCAGAAACCAUAGGACCCGCCUGCGACAGCCAAGCCUCGCCGACCCGCUUCCCGAAGAAACCCAAAGAUUCGUCUCCUGCCUGA
Symbiodinium sp. CCMP2456 is the source of this 1458-nucleotide messenger RNA. The record is from the annotation of a GenBank genome assembly. NCBI's taxonomy places the organism in Eukaryota, Dinophyceae, Suessiales, Symbiodiniaceae.